CCAAAACGUACCAAAAAAGCCACACUUUUAUUGCUGCAACCAAAAAUGCAAGGCUUUGCAAGCCUAGUGCAAACUUGCAAAGCUUGCAUUGUAUAAUUUUGUGCAUUUGUUAUCCCUGUUUUGUGGCUUUUGCAUGUUGUUGCAAUGCCAACACAACUCUUAAUAUGUUUUGUUGCAUUGCAUAUUUGAGGUCAUUUUUUUGCAUUUAGGAGGCUGAAUCCUUACAAAACCAGCAUGCAUUUAAAAAAGCAAACUUUUCCUUUUUGCAUUCAAUUUUGCAAACCUAUGCAAUGAAUAACUCAGAAGGCAUCUUCCUCAUUGGGAGUCUAGUCUCUUUGCUAAGUCUAGGAAGCAAGAGGAGAGGGCUGCAAAAACCCCUCCCCUCCCAGCAUGCAUUGCAACCUUAAAGACUCCAACUCCCAUGGUGCUUUGCGGUCCGGAGGUUCUGUUGCAGUGGAUUCGAAUUAAGAGAGCUGGAGAGCGCUGCCCUCAGCCAUGGGGCUGAAAGGGGUCCAGAAGGCGCUGUUCCCCUUGCGCUCGGUCUCGGAUGUGGUGCGCCUUUUUGAACUCGAGCUCCGCCGGGAGCAGCCGGAUUUGGUGUUACUGUCCCUCGUCCUGGGCUUCGUGGAGCACUUCUUGGCGGUCAACCGGGUCUUGCCCACCAACGUGCCAGGCAUCAGCUUUGAGCCGGCCCAAGGUCCUGAAAGCCUGACCUACUUCCCAGUGGCCGACCUCAGCAUCAUUGGUGCCCUCCAUGCCCGCUUCACCGCCCAGAUCCGGGGGGCAGUCGACCUCUCUCUGUACCCGCGUCCGGACGGUUAUUCCUCCCGGGAACUGGUCAAGAAAGUCUCGGACGUCAUCUGGAACAGCUUGAGCCGGUCCUAUUUCAAAGACCGGGCUCACAUCCAGUCGCUGUUCAGCUUCAUCACAGGCACCAAACUGGAUAGCUCUGGUGUGGCCUUUGCCGUGGUGGGUGCCUGCCAGGCGCUGGGGCUUUUGGACGUCCACCUGGCACUCUCGGAGGACCACGCUUGGGUGGUGUUCGGCAAGGACGGCGAGCAGACGGCGGAGGUGACGUGGCACGGCAAAGGCAACGAGGACCGGCGCGGGCAGACCGUCAACUCCGGCGUGGCAGAGCGGAGCUGGCUGUACCUGAAGGGAUCCUACCUUUGCUGCACCCGACAGAUGGAGGUGGCCUUCAUGGUCUGCGCCAUCAAUCCUUCCAUAGACCUCCAUUCGGACAGCUUGGAGUUGCUCCAGCUGCAGCAGAAGCUGCUGUGGGUCCUCUAUGAUCUUGGCCACCUGGAGAAGUAUCCGAUGGCGUUGGGGAACUUGGCUGAUCUGGAGGAACUUGAACCCACAGCCGGUCGCCCUGAGCCCCUCUUCCUUUACCACCAGGGGAUCAGUUCAGCCAAACAGUACUACCACAACGAACACAUCUAUCCAUACAUGUAUUUGGCUGGGUACCACUGUCGGAACAAAAAUGUCAAGGAGGCGCUGGAAGCCUGGGCCGACUCUGCCACCGUGAUCCAAGACUAUAACUACUGCCGGGAAGAUGAAGAGAUCUACAAGGAGUUCUUCGACGUGGCCAACGACGUGAUUCCCAACUUGUUAAAAGAGGUGGCCAGCCUGGCAGACUCGAUGGAGGAGAAGGGCAGCGGCGAGAGAGGAGAGGUUUCCCCGUCGCAGCCGGGCGGAUCGGCCUUGCAGGACCCCGAAUGUUUUGCCCACCUCUUGCGCUUCUAUGAUGGCAUCUGCAAAUGGGAAGAGGGAAGCCCCACGCCUGUCCUCCAUGUAGGAUGGGCCACCUUCCUGGUUCAGUCCCUGAGUCGCUUUGAUGGGAUGGUCCGGCAGAAGGUGACCCUCGUGAGCCGGGAGGUGGAAGCGAACGACGAUGACGACCAAGGCAGCGAAGACCCCCGGGAAGGACGCCGCCGGGGUCCACGCCGGGAGUCCAAGCCCGAGGAGCCUCCGUUGCCCAAGAAAGUGACCGAACGCCGGCGUCCCAGCUCCGGCCAGCGAGUGGACAGACCGCCUCCAGAGAAGGAGGACGGACCUAGCGGUGGUCCUAGCCCACCUCCGGAAGGACCCAUCCUCACCUUCCAGAGCGAGAAGAUGAAGGGCAUGAAGGAGCUGCUGGUGGCAGCCAAGAUCAACUCGAGCGCCAUCAAACUCCAGCUCACGGCUCAGUCCCAGGUGCAGCUGAAGAAGCAAAAGGCCUCUGCCCCUCGGGACUAUACUCUGGCGUUCCUCAAAAGACCCCGCAAGUCCCUCUGAUGCCACUGGGGGCCGACAGCGCUCCCUUUAGCGUCUGUUCAGAGAAGGAGACGUCUGUCCUUCCAGGGACCAUAGAGACCAACGUAUUUUGGGGGGGGGGGUGUUGUAGAGAUCCCAAAGGACGAUUUGGGAGAACAUUGUUUUCUUUCCCGGCCACAAUUUCAACUGUCCUUCCCUCCAAAUGCCCAGGAAUUUGUCUUCUUCUCUACUCCGUUGGAAACUUUUUGCUGCUUACUAGUAGGCCCUAGUAGUAAGGUCUUUUCACGAGUUCAGAUUUUGCCGCUUACUAGUAAGCCCCAGUAGUAAGGUCUUAUCGCGGGUUCGAAUUCUGCCUGCGCCGGGGAGACAGUGCUCAAGGCAGCAGAAAAUUGGGGAGGAAGGAGCAGCGAAACGAACAGCUGGAAGUGGAGGGAUUUGGAUGGGAAAAUCUGGCUGUCACAGUUUCUGCUUUACGGAAGGAGUUUGCUUUUGUACUGGCCGAAAUGAUGUAAAAUACUUGGUUGUUCUUCUUUUAAAAUAGGUUAAUUGAAUUAAUAAAUUGUGUAGAUGUGUUUUUCGGGAUAAAGGGAGGAGACGAAUCGUCCGAACAUUUGCUUUUUUGGGUGCGCAGGCUCUACUCUCUCAUCUCUUUUGGAAACCCAAAAGAUUUUGGGAUUCCACCAAAAGGGAAACUGACUGGAAAGAACACAGUUGAGUAAAGGUCAGUGGCU
Sceloporus undulatus (fence lizard) is the source of this 2987-nucleotide messenger RNA. RefSeq names its product menin 1 (gene MEN1). NCBI's taxonomy places the organism in Eukaryota, Metazoa, Chordata, Lepidosauria, Squamata, Phrynosomatidae. Bases 496 to 2277 code for a protein of 593 amino acids. Gene Ontology annotation, cellular component: nucleus; chromatin; histone methyltransferase complex. The record is from RefSeq and is a predicted model, not a curated record. Gene Ontology annotation, molecular function: Y-form DNA binding; transcription cis-regulatory region binding; chromatin binding. Gene Ontology annotation, biological process: negative regulation of cell cycle; negative regulation of cell population proliferation; regulation of transcription by RNA polymerase II. The transcript is spliced from 10 exons.